Molecule: messenger RNA, 1443 nt
Organism: Colletotrichum spaethianum
Lineage: Eukaryota; Fungi; Ascomycota; Sordariomycetes; Glomerellales; Glomerellaceae
Product: 5-methylthioadenosine/S-adenosylhomocysteine deaminase
Exons: 2
Coding region: 1-1443 (480 amino acids)
Molecular function (GO): hydrolase activity, acting on carbon-nitrogen (but not peptide) bonds
Source: RefSeq, a predicted model, not a curated record
AUGACUUCCACAAUCAAUAGAAUUCUGCUGAAGAACGGAUUGCUUCUCAUCCAUGGAGAUGACGGCAAGGUAACUCCGACGCGGGCGGACCUGAUGGUUGAAGGAGAUCGAAUCAUCAAAAUCAACGACAAAAUCGAAGCCAGCGUUGACAAUGUCAAAGUGUUUGACUGCGAGGGUAAAGUAGUAUUGCCCGGUUUCAUCAGCACCCAUCACCAUGUCUGGCAGACCGCUCUCAAGGGCCGCCACGUUAACCAAACCCUGCUCGAGUACCUUCCGUCCGGUAAUUUUAGCGGUGCCUUUUACUCCGUCGAAGAUGCAUUUUGGGGAGAGCUAGGUGGUGCACUGGAAGCGAUCGAUGGCGGUACCACUACUGUUGUAGAUCACUCUAGUCUGAACUUUGGCCCCGAGUACCGUCAAGUGUUGUCCAGCUGGAGUCCGCUUUCCUUGCAUGAUGACUACACUUCCCCGAAUGUCCUUGAAUCCUGGAAGUCGCUUGCAGCGAAGGGUCCAUAUGGAGAUAAGAGAGUCGAGAUCGGGUUCGCCGUAGAUAAUAUUUACCAAUCGCCCAAAGAGAUGAAGAAGCUGUACUCGGAGCUUCGGGCUGCGAAAGCCAAGGUCAUCACUUCUCACGCUACCUCGGGCAUAGCGUUUGGAAAUGGGCCCUCCGCAGUGCAGCUCCUCAACAGCCACGGCCUUCUCGGCCCCGACAUCUUGGUCUCGCACGCAAACUUUCCCAAAGAUGGUGAUGCAGAGCUGGUUGCAAAGCACGAUGUCUACGUCUCCUCGACUCCCAACACCGAGCUCCAGAUGGGAUGGCCCCCUAUCGGUCUUCUUCCUGAGUUCGAAGCUCAUUCCAGUCUGGGUGUAGAUUGCCAUUCCUUGGGCAGCAGCUUCAUGCCGAGCCAGAUGCGUCUUAGCCUGCAGUAUGCUCGCACCGAACGUCAAGAGAACCUCCGCAGACAGGGCAAAUGGAGCCGUCAUGUCGGCCCUUUGGCCGAGCAGAUUUUCAACCUGGCAACGGUUGGUGGCGCCAGAGCAGUCGGCAUGGCCGGCGAGGUCGGCCAGAUUUGCGUGGGCGCCAAGGCAGACCUUGUCAUUCUCGAUACCAACAGCCCUUCGAUGUUCCCCGCCGCCGAGGAAGACCCUGUCGCUGCGGUUGUUCUUCACUCCAGUGAGCGCGACGUAGAAACCGUCAUAGUCGGCGGUGUCGUGAGGAAGGAAGGCGGGAAGUUGCUGCCAGUAACUAUUGUCAACGAAAUUCAGGGAGCCAACAAAUUGGGCCUUGAUGGGAAGCAGUUCACGUGGAAGGAUGUUGCCGUGAAGCUUCUUGAGAGUCGGAAGAGGUUGAACGACAAGGCAGAGGGCAUUGACAUGAAGGCUGUCGAGGAGGAAGUCAUCAAUAACUUCUUCAUGAAUAGCAAGGAUUUAGUGGAGCAGGACUGA